Messenger RNA from Ctenopharyngodon idella (grass carp), 4894 nucleotides. It is a transcript of the gene cacna2d3a, whose product is annotated as calcium channel, voltage-dependent, alpha 2/delta subunit 3a. The coding region runs from base 669 to 3917 and encodes 1082 amino acids. Gene Ontology annotation, cellular component: voltage-gated calcium channel complex. The transcript has 38 exons. Lineage: Eukaryota; Metazoa; Chordata; Actinopteri; Cypriniformes; Xenocyprididae. Gene Ontology annotation, molecular function: voltage-gated calcium channel activity. The record is from RefSeq and is a predicted model, not a curated record.
AUUGAAUGAAUGUUUGUUGUAUAUUAAAAAAAAAGAUGAAUUUCGAACAAAAAUAAAAAAAAGUUGCAUAUUGUAGGCCUUUAAUAAUGAGCUCAAAACGUUAGCACAAAAACGUUAUUUAUACAUUAUUCAUAGAACGUUUUGAACGUUCAGAAAUAACGUCGCGAACGUUAGAAAAACGUUCUUCGAACAUUUUUUUCUUGUCCGAGUAACUGCUGAUGAGUUUACAGGUCUCUGGUGGAGGACGCAUCUUUAUAGUCACAGUUGUGGUUUAGUCUCUUUAACUCACUCUGUCGCGUCGUGUUCAUCAUCUAUUUCAUCAUCGUAUGGCAUCAUUUGAUAGCGGAUCCUCCUGUGGUGAACAAUAACGGCAUCAGCAGCAGCUUCUCAUUCCCACGAGAAGAGAAAUAGGAUGAAAGGGAAGACAUGACACGUCCGCUCUGCUCUCACCUCUCUCUUUCAGCGCACUUCAUCUGAGUAAAACUGCAGUAGCACCGAUUGGAGUAUAUAAAGCGUCAUGAGCGGCGGCUUUACUUCACAAAUACAUUCACGCGCUUCCCUCGUCACAUCUCUGACUAGAGCGCACGCGACAUAUCCACACACAGUGUUAAUCUGCAGUUGAGUUUGUGGACGGAUAAUUCUUCAUCUCUUCAGGAGGUCUGGACAUCAUGAAGUGUGUUUUGUAUUGUGUAUUUUUCCUCCAUCUGUGGAUUACACACAACAGCAGCAUAUGUGCGUCUCAUCAAGGUAUUCCCCUGUCAGUUGUCAAACUUUGGGCUUCAGCGUUUGGUGGAGAGAUUAAAUCCAUUGCGGCCAAGUAUUCUGGCUCUCAGCUGCUGCAAAAGAAGUACAAGGAGUUUGAGCAGUCGGUCAGCGUGGAGGAGAUUGAUGGAAUCAAACUGGUGAAGAGACUUGCUAAAAAAAUGGAGCAGAUGUUCCACAAGAAGGCUGAAGCCAUAAAGCGGUUGGUGGAAGCAGCAGAGGAAGCCCACCUGAAUCAUGAGGAGGAUCCUGACCUACAGUACGAGUACUUUAAUGCAGUGUUAAUCAAUGAGAUGGAUGAGGAGGGCAAGAGUGUGGAGCUGGGUGGAGAAUUCAUCCUGCAGCCAAAUGAACAUUUCAAUAAUCUGUCUGUAAACCUCAGCCUCAGUGUCGUCCAGGUGCCCACUAACAUGUACAACAAAGACGCAGCCAUAGUGAAUGGGGUGUACUGGUCAGAGGCUCUAAAUAAGGUGUUUGUGGACAACUUUAAUAGAGACCCUUCUCUCAUAUGGCAGUACUUUGGUAGCGCCAAAGGUUUCUUCAGACAGUAUCCAGGUAUAAAGUGGACACCUGAUGAACAUGGGGUUCUAGAAUUUGACUGUCGAAAUCGAAAAUGGUAUAUCCAGGCAGCUACGUCUCCUAAAGAUGUGGUCAUUUUGGUGGAUGUGAGUGGCAGUAUGAAGGGGCUACGGCUGACCAUAGCUAGACAGACGGUCUCCUCCAUAUUGGAUACACUUGGGGAUGAUGACUUUUUUAACAUUAUUGCUUACAAUGAGGAGCUGCAUUAUGUGGAGCCGUGUCUGAAUGGAACAUUGGUUCAGGCUGACAUUACCAACAAAAAUCAUUUCCGUCAACGUCUUGAUAAGCUCUUUGCUAAAGGUAUAGGCAUGCUGGACAUGGCUCUGACUGAGGCCUUCGAACUUCUCAGUAAUUUUAAUCAGACAGGCCGAGGCAGUGUGUGCAGUCAGGCCAUCAUGUUGGUGACGGAUGGAGCCGUGAAAACGUAUGACGCUGUCUUUGCCAUGUACAACUGGCCUGACAGAAAGGUGCGUGUAUUCCCGUACCUGAUUGGUCGGGAGUCUGCCUUUGCUGAUAAUCUGAAAUGGAUGGCUUGCGCUAAUAAAGGUUAUUUUACCCAGAUCUCCACACUGGCAGAUGUUCAGGAGAACGUGAUGGAGUAUCUGCAUGUGCUCAGUCGGCCGAAGGUCAUUGAUCGAGAGCAUGACAUGGUGUGGACAGAAGCCUACGUUGAUAACACUCGUCCACAGGCUCAAAAGUUGGAAGAUUCUCAGGGUCCUGUGCUCAUGACUACUGUGGCCAUGCCUGUGUUCAGCACCAAGAACGAGACCAGAAAUAAAGGAAUUCUUCUUGGAGUGGUUGGCACAGAUGUUCCAGUGUCUGAAAUACUGAAGGCUAUCCCCAAAUACAAGCUGGGAAUCCAUGGUUAUGCCUUUGCCAUCACCAACAACGGAUACAUACUCACCCAUCCAGACCUGCAGCCUCUGUAUGAAGAAGGGAAAAAGAGGAGAAAAUCCAGCUACAGCAGUGUGGAUCUGUCUGAGGUGGAGUGGGAAGACAAGGAGGAUGAGUUGCGUAAUGCCAUGGUGAACAGACAGACAGGAAGCUUCUCCAUGAAAGUGAAGAAAACUGUGGAUAAAGGGAAGCGUGUGCUUGUUCUACACAAUGACUACUACUACACAGACAUCAAAGGAACUCCCUUCAGCUUAGGAGUGGCCCUGUCUAGAGGUCAUGGCAAAUAUUUCUUCAGAGGAAAUAUAUCUGUUGAAGAAGGACUACAUGAUUUGGAGCAUCCAGAUGUUGUGUUAGCAGAUGAAUGGACAUACUGUAACACAGAGGAACAUCCAGAACAUCAUUUCCUAUCUCAGAUCGAUGCCAUUAAGCUCUAUUUUAAUGGAGAACCACAUCUGAAGUGUGAUAAGGAUCUGAUCCAGGAGGUUCUGUUUGAUGCCGUGGUCACAGCACCACUGGAAGCGUACUGGACCAGCCUUGCUCUUAAUAAAUCAGAGAACUCUGAUAAAGGGGUGGAGAUAGCUUACCUCGGCACUCGAACCGGACUAUCACGCAUCAACCUUUUUGUGAUGCCAGACCAACUAACCAAUCAAGACAUCCUGACAGCAGAGGAUAAGGAGGUGGUGUUCAGUGCUGAUCAUUUUCCUCUGUGGUACAAACGGGCUGCUGAACAGGUGCCUGGCACCUUUGUCUACUCCCUUCCAUUCAACACAGCCUCUGAGAACAAGAGUGUGGUUUUGGCCAGCAGCGCCAUUCAUUUGUUGGAUGAGAGAGAGUCGCCCAUCGCUGCAGCUGUGGGUAUUCAGAUGAAACUAGAGUUCUUCCAGAGGAAGUUCUGGACUGCCAGCAGACAGUGUGCAGCACUUGACGGGAAGUGUUCCAUCAGCUGUGACAAUGAUGAUAUCAGCUGUUACCUCAUAGACAACAAUGGAUUCAUUAUUGUGGCAGAGGAUCUGUCUUUGACUGGUGUGUUCUUUGGGGAGGCUGAGGGAGCUGUGAUGAGCAAACUGGUUUCAAUGGGUUCUUUUAAGAGGGUGAAUCUUUAUGACUAUCGGGCCAUCUGUAGGGUGUACGCACAGACCAGUGAUACAGCACACACACUCUUACACCCAUACUUUGCUCUGUUCGCAGCUAUCCGGUGGCUACUGACUGAGUUUGUCAUAUUUCUGGUUGAGUUCAACCUGUACAGCUGGUGGUACUCUGACCUCACCAUUAAGGCUCAGAGAGGAGGCAAAACUAUGUUGGUCCCUUGUGAUACAGAGUAUCCAGCAUUCGUGUCUGAGCGCACCAUUAAGGAAACUGUUGGGAAUAUCGACUGUGAAAGCUGUGUUAAAUCAUUUGUCAUUCAGCAGAUUCCCAGCAGUAAUCUUUUCAUGGUGGUCAUUGACAAUGCAUGUGACUGCAGUGACUUUGGACCCGUCACCAUGGACCCCAUCGAAAUUAUGUAUAACGAGUCACUGAAAUGUGAAAGGUUGAAGUUUCAGAAAGACAGAAGGCGACCAGACACGUGCCACCCCUUCCAUCAUGAGGAAAACUCGAUGGAGUGUGGCGGUUCCGUGAGCUUGACUCCAUCACUAACAGCUACAGUUCUUGUAGUUCUGAUAGUCACCAUCUUCCCCAGGUGAUGAAAACAGGCUCCGCCCCCUUUCCCCCCUCGGCCAGUUUGACUCCGUCCAGCAUGCAAAAAGUGUUUAUUUACACUGAAAAACUUAACUCAUCAAAAUCACUUGUUGAUAGACAGCUACAUAAAGCAAAAAAAAAAAAUAAUAAUCUUUUUAGUAAUAUUAAUAUUUUAAGGUAACGCUUUAUAAAAAGGUCUCAUUUAUUAACAGUAGUUAAUGCACAACUAACAUGAACUAACAAUGAGCAAUACAUUUGUUACAGUAUUUAUUAAUCUUUGUUAAUGUUAGUUAUGUUCCUCAUGUACAUACUAUGUACUUAUUAUAGUAAUUGUAAUAGCUGGGUAAUAACUAGGCACUAAGCCUGAACUUACCCCGAAACCUAACCUUAACCCAUGUAGUUACCUUAUAUUACCCAGUACUUUCUUAAGUACGUACACUGUACGUAUAUGUAAGUGCACAUACUGUAAAACAAAGUGCAACCAAAAUUUUUUUGUUCAUGUUAGUUCACAACUAAUGUAAACAGAUACAACAUUUAAUAUCGUAUUAGUAAAUGUUGAGAUUAACUAAAAUUAAUAAAUGCUGUAUAUAAGUAUUGUUCAUUGUUAGUUCAUGUUAACUAAUGUAGUUAACUGAUGUUAACAAAUGAAACCUUAUUGUAAAGUCUUAACAUAUUUUAUGUACACAUAGUUAAUAGGAAACAUUUUACAAACAAGGCUACAGGAGACUGGUAACUGUGCUAAUUAAUUGAAUUUAAGUAGAAUUCAUAAAUAUCUACAAGCAAAUACAAUUGUCAUAAAUUUGAAAUUUCUUGUUCUGUAACAAGUUAUACUAUUUAUGAUUUUCAGCCAUACAACUGUGACAAUGCAAUAGUACGUGUUUAACAAGAGUGGAUGUUCUAUGUGAACAUUGCCUUACAAUAAGAGAUACAACUACAGUUUGUGUACUUUUGAAAUAAAUCUUUUUAAAAAUACAGAGACAAA